This is a messenger RNA of Corticium candelabrum, 1548 nucleotides long. RefSeq lists its product as uncharacterized. Bases 19 to 1440 code for a protein of 473 amino acids. Lineage: Eukaryota; Metazoa; Porifera; Homoscleromorpha; Homosclerophorida; Plakinidae. The record is from RefSeq and is a predicted model, not a curated record. Gene Ontology annotation, biological process: regulation of cell cycle. The transcript has a single exon.
CUAUCGAGUAUUGUUGUCAUGAAUGCGGUCUGCUUCGUCUUCUUGCUGCUACUCAAGUACACAGCGAGUGCAGCUCCACAUUGUCUUGCUAGUGUGCAACAGAAGUGCUCGAAUGAUACAGACUGCCAAUUCCUUCUCAAGAACUAUUUGCUGGGGUGCGCUAGCGUAUUUGCCGGGCAAGUGUGCAGCGAGACAUGCAAGACUGCAUACGACCAACUGCUGAGAAACUCCGUCGGGUCGCAGUACUACUCUUGUAGCUGCUACGAAUCUACAAUUUGCAAUCUCUACAAAAACAAUUUGUUGCGGCAAUGCUUCGAUGGCGUCGCCCCAACGCCUGGAUUUAUCAGCACGGAUGACUCCAACACAGGCAGAGAAUCUCUUUCUUGCGUGCUGCUAAACUCAGUCUGCAAUUCUUUCGUAUCUACUUGCCAGCGUCGCUACCAGACUUUUAUUGUCACGUGUCAAGACGCCUUCGAUGGCUUCGACUGCUCGUCACAAUGCAACUAUUCUGUGUACCACAUGUUGAGGCAUCCGGUCACUCGCCGAUUUCUGAGCUGCGACUGUCUCAACGAUACGGUUUGUCGUCGGCGCGAGAACAACCUGUUGCAAACGUGUUAUAACGGAACGACACCGGAUGCGCCACCUCCGGACGCCACGCCUACAAUCUAUGCUCAAGGCACGUGCGAGGCUUUACUCGAAGAAUGUUUCUCUUCCGACUUUCAAACGUGCGGGAAAACGUUUCUAGCCGUCGAAGGCUUUUGCGCUCAAUCUCCCAAUCCGGUGAGCAGUGCGGAUGCAUCAUGUUCCACACCCUGCGAAGACAGACUUCGAAAGGCGUGGUCGGCGACUGAGUUUGCACGUAAGGUGUCGACCUGCAAUUGCACGAACGGGAAUUCCUCCGAAUGUCUCAGAGUGUCGAGUUACAGCAAGAUGUUCGAGAGGUGUGGCUUUAACGGUUCCACUGACGUCAUAACGACACCCGCCGUCACUCAAAUUCCUCACAUUUGGUGCGAAUCGGUCGUCGACACGUGCAAGAACAGCGACUGCGUCGAUUCCGUUCCUCGAGCGUUUCGCGAAACGUGCGCCUACUUGUUUGCCGACUCGCACUAUCGGACGCUCAGUCUGAAUCUGUCUGCGUGUACGAACGAGUGUCGUUCGGAUCUUACCGCAUUGGCUGAUACUAGGGCGGCAAUUGUGAUUAACAGUUGUGUGUGUAUGAAACCUUCGUCGAGUGUGUGUCAAAAGGUGUCGCUGUAUCGGUCCGUCUUUUUGCUCUGCGAUAUCGAAAUGGGGUCUGUGACUGUGUCUGCGACUGUGUCUGCGACUAGUACGAGUUUGGAUGUUGCUACACCGACGACUAGAGGUGGAGAAACAGUGAAGACGCCUAGUGUUUUGGGUUUGGUAGUGGUAAUGUUCGUACAAUGCUUUGUGACGUUUUAGCCUGCAGUGAAAAUGUUUGCAGUCAGUUCUGAUUUGUAUUGGUUGUCGUCACGUCACGGGGUGACCUCGUGAAAUAUAUAUCUCUAGGCUCUUCUCGCCGGAUUUGAA